Molecule: messenger RNA, 4397 nt
Organism: Aedes albopictus (Asian tiger mosquito)
Lineage: Eukaryota; Metazoa; Arthropoda; Insecta; Diptera; Culicidae
Exons: 3
Coding region: 2934-4235 (433 amino acids)
Source: RefSeq, a predicted model, not a curated record
CAACGAAUGGCAAUGAAUCAGAAUAAUAUGUUGAUGUUGAAGCAUGAUUGGAAUUCAUUGUAGCUGUUUCUUUUACGGAAAUGUUGGGAACCACUGGACCAGCCGAUCACCUUUUUAACGGUUGAUUCAAAUAUUCAGUAGUUGCACUGAACGAAAAUACCCGCCAUGAAUUGAAUGAUUUUUGCCUCAUCCGAGCCCCAUGCCUAUUAUCAGACAAGAUUCGGAUGAUUUUUAUUCGAUGCAGCUUCCUUCAAAAUCAAAACAAUGUGAAUGACGAUUAUCCCAAAACAGGAUGAUUUUCAUUACUUUUUGAGAAGAAAAUUAUUGAAUGAUAUUCAUUGCUUUCCCGAUUUAAUUUGAUGUGGGUUUGUUUUCAGUAAAAAUUUGAAUUGAAUGAAAAUAAAACCUCAAUAAAGAUACCCAAAUAUUGAACCAUUUCAUCAAUUAUUUAUUCAUAUAUAAAUUUAUUACAUGCUAUUCAAAUUUUUUGGAUCCGGCGUGAUAACGAGGCGCAAAAUCGAAGCAAAAUAUCCUGUAAUUGAAUAAGAAUUUAUCAAUUGACCAUGUUUAAAAUUCCUUCAAUGAACAAAAUAUAUGCCAUUCUUACAAGGGGUCGGUCACUCGGCACAUUGUGCCCGGGCACACUUCGGCACACAUCGGCACACUGGCCGGCACACUUCGGCACACUUGCCGGCACAUUUCAGCACGCUCUAACACAUAAUUAUAAAUAGCAGUGCAUUGAUUAAAUUAAAUGGGAGCACUGUCGCUUUCUGUCACUGCGACUGUUGCAGCUAGACUUAAAAGUAAACAGAUCGUUGGGCAAAUUCAAGAAAUUAGUUCGGCCAAGACUUCGGCUCUUGAAAUAUCAUUAUUUAAGGACUACAAUUAAAGGAACCUGCUUCAAUUUAAAAAUGGACCACUCCGUAAUAGACAUGGUAAGUAUGUACGUGAUUUUUGCGAUCCAACAUGGCCAAAUUGACUUGUUAUUGAUGCAUCAAAUUGAGCAAAAAAAAAUCAUCGAUCUUAUUUACUGGUGAUAUGAUAACAAGGCCUUUGCCAGUCCUAGAACAUUUUACAUGCUGUAGAGAUCGGAAAGGAUUGAUACAUUAUGAAUCACUUUAAUUUAUUUUAGGAUUUUUUCUGGACGAAACUUGAGGAAGAAUAUGGCGCAAUAAACCUGCAUCUUAAAAAUAUCCUCAACAUAAACAACCUAUGCAGCCAAUCUCUGGCGAGACUUACGCGAGAAACUAUCAAACUCAUUGAGGAGGAUAUGCGUGGGAUGGUGGAGAGCUUAAAAGAAGAAGCUUUAGCAGGAGGAAUUCCAUUGAGAGAGAUUUACGGCAGGAAUUACGCAUUGCAGCCCGAGAACUUCCGGUUUACUGAAGGGGAAACCUUAUGCCUCCUUGAUUUAGCAGGCAUCAUCAACCGCUGCGGGAUCAGCAAAUUUUUGAAGAAAAUCAAGCGUAAAAAUGCACAGAAACCACAGAUAAUUCCUAAUGACGAACGACACAAGGACUUGGAAUUGGAGAAUCAUGUCCAAAGACUGCAAACCAAAAUUUGGGAUUACUUUUCGUCCCUGUGAGUGUAACCAAAGACCUGCACUGCCGUUCUACGCCCAAUUCAAGGGGAAUGACAUAUCCUUUUCUAACCGGAAUAUCCGCAUUUAUCCGUUUCUAACCGUCGCUAACCGUUGCUAAGCGAGCUGCUAAGUGAGCAGAAGUUAGACGUGGUUAGCGACGGUUAGAAACGGAUAAAUGCGGAUAUUCCGGUUAGAAAAGGAUAUGUCAUUCCCCUUGGCCCAAUUGUCCUAUGUUACAUGGGAGUCCCAUAAAGCAUGGGACAGUUAUGCAUAGAACGGCAGUAAAGAUGUCAUGCUAUACAUAUUUCUCAUAUUUACCACAAUUAUGCUUAUCCAACAAUUUCAAACCUACUUUCAAACUACCCUUGCUAUACAGACUCUGAAGCAGAUCCUUAGGUAGAUCUCAAUAAGAACCAUUUGAUGCACAUUUAUGCAAGUGUACUGAAAGUCACUUUGUAAUAAAGUCGAGAAAAUUUUCAUUACGAGAAGUUCCCACACUGACCAGAAAUGGAACUCAUAUUUUAAGCAUGGUCGUGAAUCAUUUGUUCCUAACUUCCUUGAUUUUCAUUUGAUGCAAAAUUCCAGUCCAUAUUAAUUUGAAUAUGCUUCAUUCUUCUUACAUUUCUAUCGUGAGCAGCUGUGACAUUAAAGAGUGAAGCAAAAUCACUAGAUACAUAUAAAUAUUAGUUUAGAUUAUACAUUAUUGAAAAAAAUUACAUAUAGCUAUAAUAAUAUAUUCAUAAAAUACCAUUAGAAUUUUGCUCGAAAAUAUUAAAGUUUCAACUUUAUUUUAUUGUAAUGCAUAAUAAGUAUUGUAAAUUAAAUAAAAAAAAAACUUUGUUUUUGUUAAAAGCUGACUUUUUAAUUGUUAUGAUGAAACAAUGUGUACUUAUUCAUUUUUGAAAUCAUUUCGCCUAUCUGUUUCUUUUUGUAGAAGCUGUCAGGACGGUGCUUUUGAUAGCUUUCGAGAAAAAAUGCAAGAUCUUCGAGUAGAAGCAUACACUACAAGCGGCAAAAUCCACGCUCACGUGACCUGUCCCAUUUGUGAUGACAGUAAGCAGUCUAAAAUUUCCCUCAACAUGGACACAACAGGCAGUUGGCAUAUUUUUGCUUUCAAACGGCACUGUAAAACAUUUCACAUCCAGACACCGCACUCAUCUAAACAGAAACGCCGUAGUGUCACACCAGUUGCUACUGACGAUGCUAACGAGAACGAUUGUCCAAUAAAACGACCUUCCCUGGAAUCCACUGGUAUCGGAACUGCAUGUGGUAUAUUAAAGCGUUUAAAUGAAGUGGUGCACACAAACUUCUAAACCAAUUGAAUGUUUCAGACUUUGAACUUACGACGUCUAGCAUGGAUCCACCUCAUCUGGAUACAGCUGGUACGGAAAUAGAUCCGCUGCACCUCGAUGAAGCAGAAACCGAAAUUGGACCUGCAGAAUACCUUGACGACACCGUAAGCUCAAGUACAGGUGAUUUACAGGCCGAAAAAAUUCACGAGUAUAAUGUGUCUGAUACCAAGGGCAAAUAUUUUGAUGAAACCGUGUAUGACUCCCAAGAUGAUUACCAUGGUGAUGCUAUAGAGGCACACGAGAACGAUAGCUGGGAUCGAAACACUAAGGAGCACGGAUACGCAAAAGAACACGAGAGCAAAGAUGUUAAGGAGAGCUCAAAGGACCACGAAAUCGUAGAAGAACAAGUGGAACAAAAACAUGAAGGUCAUUCAACCGCUACAAGAUACCCGGAAAAUUAUACUGGAAGCCAAUUCAUUGGACAUGUCACAAGAAAAAGUUCAAGCCCUCUUCCUGACUUACAUGUUCAGAUGGAUUCGAGAUCAAAAUUAUGUAAGCCAAAUGGAAUACGGUACACGGAACCUGAGCUAGAUGCAGCUGCAUACGAAUUGAUGGCUGGUGGCAAUAGCAACUAUCAAUUUAUAAAGGCAAAUAUGCAGCUGCCUAGCUCAAAAACAUUGAAGCGACAUAUCGCAAAGCAUACUACAGAGACUCAGGAAGGAAUCCUAAUGGUGACACCUCUACUGAAGUAUUUGAACGCGCACAAUUAUCCUCUAGUGGUUUCCUUAAGCGAAGAUGGAACAACGCUUUCGCCCAACCCAGAAUACGAUUCAAGAAAUGACUCAAUUCGUGGCCUGGUGGCUCCGUUGGACCAUUCCGGUAUGCCUGAACAGGAUACAUUUAACGCCAGCACGGUUGAAAAAAUGAUUAAUGACCUUGAGCGCUAUUCUGUGGGUGAAUACCUUUACAUCGUAAUGGCAACACCAAUGGCCGUUGGAGCAUUACCAUUCUGCAUUUUGUAUAUGUGCAGUGAUAACAGGUUCACACAUGACCAAGUCAUUUCACGUUGGAAUUAUAUAGAAUCCGAGCUACUAAAAGCUGGAAUAACUGUCAUUGCUAACGCGUCCGAUGGUGAUCCGCGGCUUCUCAUGGCUAUGAGACAAAGAUCAACUCUUCAUGCACUUCACGUGGGAUCGGAAUCACAAUAUGGUCCCCACUUUGCUAUGAAUAACGAUUUCAAACUUGAUUUCAAAGCUAUUUCCAUCCAGGGCAGUAUUCACUUAGUUAAUAAAUUUCGUCAUUCUUUGCUAGAUCCAAAAAAGCAAAUGCGCUUAGGUAAUGAUAUUCUAUUUACAUUAUUAUAAAACACCUUAUGACUUCUUUACCUAAUUUUUUUUAUUUACUCUUUACUUUACUUUAGGAGACUACGUAAUUUCAUCAGCUGUUCUCAAACAAAUGAUGGAAAAUGGUCAAAAAAUGAUUCACAAACUAAACCCUUCAGAUUUGAACGCGGCGGACCGAAUGAA